Molecule: messenger RNA, 1876 nt
Organism: [Torrubiella] hemipterigena
Lineage: Eukaryota; Fungi; Ascomycota; Sordariomycetes; Hypocreales; Clavicipitaceae
Source: the annotation of a GenBank genome assembly
AUGAAGGUUACCGCCAUUUUCCUCAGCGCCUUUGUUGCUGCUGCUCUUGGUGUGCCUACUGGCUAUGUCCUUCACGAGAAGCGUGACUAUGUUCCCACCAAGCGCGGUGCUUUGGCUGGUGAUGAGACCGUCCCUGUUAGCAUUGCCUUGAAGCAGACCAACUUGGACAAAGGAAUGGAUCUGCUAAUGGAUGUGUCCGACCCCGACUCUGCCAACUAUGGCAACCACUACACCCAGGACCAGAUCCAAGCCAUGUUUGCUCCCCCGGAGGAGUCUGCGCAAGCUGUCAAGAGAUGGCUGGUUGAUGCUGGCAUCCCGGCCGAUAGUAUCAGCUCCCCCAAGUCUCAGGGCUGGUUACACUUCAGAACCACCGUCUCCAAGCUCGAGGACCUUCUCAAGACCAAGUACAACGUUUACGAAUUCCAACCCGGAUCGGAGCACUUUGGCGCCGAGGAAUACCAUCUCCCCGCUAAUGUUGCAGACCACGUCGACUUUAUCCAACCUGCCGUGGCCAUGACCAGGAUUAAGCGUGGUUCAACAGAGGGAAAGACGCCCAACAUGAUUGCCUACAUGGAGGCCGCUUCCAAGACACUUGCGACUGGUGGUUGUGAUACAUCCAUCACUCCCGACUGUAUCAAGAAGAUGUACGGCAUCCCCGCUGGCACAUCCAAGCUUGCAGGCAAUGAGCUCGGCAUGUUCGAGUCGGACGGCGAGAAGCAUACACAGGCCGACCUUGACCAGUUCUAUGCCUCCUUUGCAACCAACAUCCCCAAGGGAUUCGGUCCCAAGGAGAACUUUAUUGACUUUAACGGCAACAACCCUGACGGUAGCGAGGCAGGAGGCGAAGCAGCGCUGGACUUCCAAGUCUCACUACCUGUUGUCUACCCGCAAGGUUCCAUCCUCUACCAGAGUCACAGCAACUUUGACGGUAACCAACGUCUCGGCUUCCUCAACCAGUUCCUUGACGCUGUGGAUGGCUCCUAUUGCACAAGCGGUGGAGGUGACGACCCUACUGUCGAUGGUAAGACUGCCAAUGAAGCCUGUGGCACCUUCAAGCCUGCCAAUGUCAUCUCCUUCUCGUACGGGCUUACAGAGGCAGCCUGGCCUACUAGCUACCUCAAGCGUCAGUGUGAUGAGUUUAUGAAGCUUGGUCUCCAGGGAACCUCGCUCGUGUUUGCGUCUGGCGAUGGCGGUGUUGCUGGUGGCCACGGCGGUGACUGUGAUGGUACCAAUGGCGACAUCUUCAAUCCGGCUGCCCCAGGCAGUUGCCCAUACGUUACCUCUGUUGGCUCGACCGAGUUACGUACUGGCGCCCAGCCUGGAGAUCCCGAAAGCGCCACGAGCCGCUUCUCUGGUGGCGGUGGCUUCUCCAACAUCUGGACUACACCUGACUACCAGUCCUCGGCCGUCAGCAGCUACUUUGCUAACCACAACCCGGGAUUCACAAGCUACAACACGUCCGACAACAAGAUCCCCACCAACAGUGGUAUCUACAACCGUGCGGGCCGCGGAUUCCCCGAUGUUGCUGCUGUGGGCGAUAAUGGCCUCAUUGUAUUCCAAGGCAGGCAGGUUCAUAUUGGCGGUACCUCCAUGUCGUGCCCUAUCUUUGCGGCUAUUCUUAACCGUAUCAACGAGGAGCGUCUCAAGGCCGGCAAGAAGGUUAUUGGCUUCGCCAACCCGGCGCUCUACAAGAACCCGGCCAUGUUCAACGACGUAACCCUGGGAGCACACAGUGGUAGCGGUACCUGUAAUGGCAAGGGAUUUAAGGCUGUGGCUGGCUGGGAUCCCAUUACUGGACUCGGCACUCCUCGCUACGCCGAUAUGGUCAAGUACUUUACGUCUCUGUAACUGGCCUUGCCUACCUUGAAGAGCCGAG